UUAAACUGUGAAGUCCUGUCCUCAUUUUCAAACUGUUUUUGGGUGCUUGACUUUGCAGCUUGCUGAACUCUGCCAUUUGGUUUGAGUGAGGCAUGUGGAAGUGCAUCCACAGAUAUGUUUUUGGUGAGAAAAAAUUAGUAUUAGAGAGGGGGGACGCAAGGGAAAAGCUGUCUGCACAACUUUUUUCUCUCCUUUUCAUCCAUUAUCUCUUUAUCUGCCUGAAUAAACUGUAUUGGCUGAUUUGGGAUUCCGAUGACAUAGUAUCUACUGUCCCUUCUCUGGGGGUAGAUGGAAGGAAGUAGGUUAGAAAUUAACUAUCAGCUACUAAUCUCAGGUCAGGUAAACCAGUCAUACACUGCAAUGGAAAGGAUGGUGGUGGUUGAACUUCAUGAAUAAAAGGAGACAGACCACAACUGGCUUUGAGACACAGACAGAGUGGAAGAGUUCUCAGAGAAGGAGAAGUUGUGCUCUGUCACCGUGUGUGCCUGCCUAAAGCACUUGAGAGUUUGCCAUGGCUUUUUCCAGCUAUGCUGCAGUGUUCAGAUCACUUCUUUUGGUGCUGGUUCUAGCACUCACCGUAAGGACCUCACCGCAUGGGAGGGUAGUUCAUCCUCGACUCAGCAAGGAUGGUGUCUCUGUGAGGCUUCGUGAAGCUUGCCUGAACCAAAAGGAUCUCAAAUUCCCUACAACGGUGAAAGUUGAUGUUCGUAUCAGCAAUUUAGAUCAUGCCUUUACGAUGGUCCAUGAUGUCAGGAACCGGUCUCUUGCCCCUUGGGAUUACAGGCUCGACGAGGACCCCAACCGCUUCCCCCAGUUGAUCGCUAACGCCGAGUGCCGCUUCUCCGGCUGCGUGGACCCACUGGGGCAGGAGGACCACAGCCUCAACUCCAUCCCCAUCCAACAGGAGAUCCUCGUCCUCCGACGGGAGAAGCAGGGCUGCCUGACAACCUACCGACUGGAGAAGAAAGUCAUCACCGUGGGCUGCACGUGUGCCGUUCCAGUCGUCUACCACCAGUCUUAGGAGGGAUUAGUAGGAGAGACAACAUUGGGAAGAAGAAAUGACCCCUACCAACAUUCCUUUGGAGAAAUCCCACAGUCGCCCACUUUGCAUUUCAGGAAUUCAACGUGAUAUUUCUUUUCCAAAUCUGAGCAAAUUACCUCCUGAAAGUCCUGAUUCUUGCUGUUGUUCAUUUAUGGAUUUUAGAAUGGGAAUCACCAGUAGCUGGUGAUGGAGGGGAGAGAGGAGGUUGGAGGAAAAGUUUUGUUAGUGAGUCCAAGCAGAGA
Messenger RNA from Grus americana (Whooping crane), 1284 nucleotides. RefSeq names its product interleukin-17F-like. Gene Ontology annotation, molecular function: cytokine activity. Gene Ontology annotation, biological process: inflammatory response. Gene Ontology annotation, cellular component: extracellular region. The transcript has 3 exons. Lineage: Eukaryota; Metazoa; Chordata; Aves; Gruiformes; Gruidae. The coding region runs from base 512 to 1021 and encodes 169 amino acids. The record is from RefSeq and is a predicted model, not a curated record.